Lactuca sativa (garden lettuce) is the source of this 1248-nucleotide messenger RNA. RefSeq names its product folic acid binding / transferase. The record is from RefSeq and is a predicted model, not a curated record. Gene Ontology annotation, molecular function: transferase activity; folic acid binding. Lineage: Eukaryota; Viridiplantae; Streptophyta; Magnoliopsida; Asterales; Asteraceae.
AUAUUCAAUUUGGGGAUGAGGUAUUGGAUAUGGGAACUCAUGAUUCCCACCCACAAAUCCAUCAAAAGACAAUUCUUCUGCUGCACAUUACUUCACAACCGGCCACGAUUGAUAAUGUCCGCUGUGUAUCAAUUUCCACCAAACUUUUAGGGUUUUGAAGAACCGAACAAAUCGAUCCAUCAUUCUUCACACACAAUAAAACAAUCGUCGAACGAAUCCAAAAUGCUUAAAUCGAUGUUUUCCUGUUGCAAAGUUUACAUAUCGGAGACACGAAACAAAUCUGCUCUGGAAUCAAUUGAACAAGCUGCAAAACUAUUUCCGGAAGCAGCGAUUGUCAAUAAAUUUGAAGAUGAGAAGUACAACAGAGUAGGAUACACACUUGUCUCAAAACACUCUCCAGAUUCAUGUCCCUUAAAGCAUGCUGUUUUCUCAAUGGUGAAAUCGGCUUUUGAAGCCAUUGAUUUUGGAUUGCAUACUGGAACUCAUCCGAGGCUUGGUGUUGUUGAUCAUAUCUGUUUUCAUCCGUUAGCUUCAACAUCACUUGAACAAGUGGCUGGAAUUGCCAAAGCUCUUGCUGUAGAUAUUGGAUCCAUACUUAAAGUCCCAACCUACACAUACGGAGCCGCUCAUGACACCGAAAGAUCACUAGACUCCAUCAGAAGGUCCCUCGGCUACUUCAACCCAAACACAACCACGCACCACUGGUCCGGUGGACCACGGUCCAUGGUUCUACCACUCAAACCGGACCAUGGUCCAGCCCACGCGGUUCAAUCCAAAGGCGUGAUCACCAUCGGUACAACCAAGUGGGUCGAUAACUACAACGUGCCCGUGUUUUGUGCUGACAUGGCAACAGUUCGAAGGAUUGCGAAAAGGGUGAGUCAGAGAGGAGGUGGGCUCACUUCGGUUCAGUCCAUGGCUCUGGUUCAUGGUGAGGUUAUUGAGGUGGCUUGUAAUUUGUUGGACCCGGGUGCGGUUGGUGGUGACAAGGUUCAGGGUGCGGUUGAAAAGGCGGGUUUGGAGGAGGGUGUAUCGGUUGGUAAAGGGUAUUUUACGGAUCUUUCUCAAGAAGAGAUUAUUCAAAGUUAUUUGGAUUUGAAUUGUUCUUGAAUUUGAAUUUGAAUUGGAAUAAUUUGAUAUUUUGAUGUAGUUAUGUUGAAGGUGUGAUUACAUUGUUAUUGAUCUCUUAUGAUGUUGAUGUAACAUUCAAUUUUUAACAAAGUAGCAAUUAUAAAAUUAUGUAUUCGAUCA